GCGUCCGCUCGGACGAAUAAGAAGACGACGACGAAGCAGCUUGUUGAUCGUUUGGCCUCCUUCAGCUCUGCGUCGAUGAUUUCGUUGCUCGGCCGGAGCCUCGGCUCCGUCCGCAGGCUCAGCGGACCGCCGGUUCGGUCGGUUGCGCCAGACACGCCGCGUCCCCCGGAAGCGAGCGCCGCGCGUGUCCGGAAGACGUUCGUGGACUUUUUCGAGCGUGAACACGGACACUUGCUGGUCCCGUCCUCCCCUGUGCGGCCCAGAGGCGACCCCAGUCUGCUCUUCGUCAACGCUGGAAUGAACCAGUUCAAGCCGAUCUUGUUGGGCACGGCGGACCCUCGCGGCGCCAUGGCGUCGUACCGCCGGGUGGUCAACAGUCAGAAGUGCGUGCGUGCCGGCGGCAAGCACAACGACCUGGACGACGUGGGCAAGGACGUGUACCACCACACCUUCUUCGAGAUGAUGGGAAACUGGUCCUUCGGCGACUACUUCAAGGAAGAGGCGUGCGCGAUGGCGUGGACGCUGCUGACGGAGCGUUUCGGGAUCGCGUCCGACAGGCUGUACGUUUCGUACUUUGCCGGCGACGCCGCUUCGGGACUGGGAGCCGACGAGGAGACUCGGCGCAUCUGGCUGGACAUCGGGGUUCCCCCGGCUCGCCUUCUCCCCUUUGGGCCGAAGGAGAACUUCUGGGAGAUGGGCGACACGGGCCCGUGCGGUCCCUGCGCCGAGAUCCACUAUGACCGCGUGGGAGGGCGCGACGCCGCCGGGCUGGUCAACAAGGGCUGUCCGGACGUGCUCGAGAUCUGGAACCUGGUCUUCAUGCAGUACAGCAGGGAGUGCCACGGGGAGCUCCGCGCGCUGCCGUGCCGCAGCGUGGACACGGGUUUGGGUCUGGAGAGGCUGCUCGGCAUCCUUCAGGGAAAAACCUCAAACUACGACACGGACCUCUUCGCGCCGCUGAUGGACGCCAUCCAUCAGAGAAGCGGCGUGUCGCCGUACGGCGGGCGUACGGGUCCGGGGGCGCAGGUGGAUGCGGCAUACCGGGUGGUGGCCGACCACGCCCGAGCCCUGACGGUCUGCAUCGCCGACGGGGUCCAUCCCGGCACGUCGGGGGCCGAGUUGGUGCUGAGGAGGAUCCUGAGGCGAGCGGUCCGCUUCUGCACAGAGGUCCUGCGGGCUCCCCAGGGAACGCUGGCGAGCCUAGUGCCCUACGUGGCACGCAGCUUGGGCGACGUUUAUCCGGAGCUGCGCCGCGAGGCCGACAGGGUGAUGGACGUCAUCGACGAGAACGAGGAUCACUUCCUGUCCAGUCUGCUGAAGGGAAGCCGGCUCAUCCGACGAACCCUCGACACGACGGAUGCGCAACGGGGACGCUUUCCUGCAUCGGUGGCGUGCUCGCUGCACCGGGACUUGGGCUUCCCGCUGGACCUUGUGGACAUGAUGCUGGAGGAGAAGGGCGUGUCCGUCGACCGACAGGAAGUGGAGCGGCUCAUCGCAAGCCAACACAAGGCAACGUCGGAGCGGGCUGGCGCCGGCGGUCACGUUGCGAUGGGGGCGGUUGUCCUGGCUGAGCUGCGACGAGGGGGCGUGGCCUACACGGAUGACAGCGCCAAGUACGAAUAUGCCGUCGAGCGGGAGCGCUAUGUGUUCCCACCGUGCCAAGCGCGUGUGCUGGCUCUGUUCGACGGCACGGCGCUGGUGUCUCAAGUGGCGCCAGGUCAGCGCUGCGGCGUCAUUCUGGACCGGACCUCCUUCUAUGCCGAGCAGGGCGGACAGGACGCUGACCGUGGAUACUUCGUACGGGCCGACCUACAGGAAGUGCCCUUCUCCGUGGAGGGCGUGUUGACGGCGGGGGGCUACGUGAUCCACCAGGUGACCGCCACCGACACCCUCGAGACCGGAGACCAAGUGCACCUCCAUCUAGACCAGACUCACCGCGUGGCCUGUAUGACGAACCACACCGCCACGCACCUGCUCAAUUUUGCCCUCCGGAAAGUUCUGGGUCCGUCCGUGCGACAGAGAGGAACUCAUGUGUCUGCUCAACGCCUGCGCUUCGACUUCAGCGUCAAGGCCUCGCUGAGCGCCAGUGAGCUUCAGCAGGUGGAGACGUGUGUGAAGGCGGCGGUGGUGAACAAUCAGGCGGUGCACGUCCAGGAGGUCCCCCUGCAGGCCGCCAUAAAAAUCGCGGGCGUCCGGACGGUGGACGAGGCGUACCCCGACCCAGUUCGAGUGGUCUCGGUGUCAGUUCCCGUCUCCGAACUUUUGGACCAUCCCGCAGUCGAACGCACGUCGGUGGAACUCUGCUGUGGAACUCACCUGGUGCAGACGGCUUCCAUCGGCGACCUGGUGAUCGUGUCCGAACGACAGUUGGUCAAAGGAAUCAGUCGCGUUGUCGCCGUGACGGGAACGGACGCCACACUGGCUCGGGAGGCAGGGCAGUCGCUACUCGAGGAAGUGGAGACUCUGUCAGCCAGAAUGACAGGCUCUGCCCCCUCCUGUCUGGACUCUGCCCAGAGUCUCGCCAAGGAGGUCGGCGUGGUCUCUGAUGCUGUGGACAACACGCCCAUCCCCCAGUGGCUACGAGGGGAACUGCAGGUGCGCCUCAAAGCGCUGCAGAGGCAGAGCAACACUUUGGUCCGGAAGCUGGAGACGGCGCAGGCAUCUCUCACGGCCCAGGCUCUGCUGGCCAAGACCAAACAGGAAGUUGUGCUGGUGGACUGUGUGGAGGCCCCGUCGUUGUCGGUCCUGAUGAAGACGGUGAACCACCUGAGCGCGGCACGGCCCAACGCGCACAUCAUGCUGCUGGCUCGCCAAAGAAAUUCUGGGAAAAUCCUGUGCGCCUGUCAGGUUCCCAAGGACUCUGCGGCGGCGCUCUCGGCUUCCGAUUGGGCGACGGCCGUGUGUCAGCGGACGGGCGGAGACGGCGGCGGCUCGGCGGUCGUGGCCCGCGGGACAGGAACUGGCGCCGACGUCGCAGAAGCGCUGGCUUGGGCUGAGAUGUUUGCUCGCAAUUCUUUGGCGACAUUCAUGUUACAACUUCGGGAUCGGGUUCCCAUACAAACAGGAAGUGUGGGGGCCAAACCAGUGAGCGUUGAUUGAGUGCGUGUGUGAUGAGGGUGAUGAGUGGAAGCCCUGCCUACAGGUCAAUCCUAUUGGAUAAGAAUUUGCUUUGUUUUGAAAGGAAUAGUUGUGUCAGUAGUCCCAUUUUGAAGAAAUGACCUCAAACAAUCAAUUUAGAAAAUAAUCUGAACAAUCAUGUACAACCCCAAUUCCCAAAAGUUGGGACGUUGUGUUAAACAUAAAGAAAAACAGAAUACAAUGAUUUGCAAAUCAUGUUCGACCUAUAUUUCAUUGACUACACUACAAAGACAAGAUAUUUAAUGUUCAAACUGAUCAACUUUAUUGUUUUUAGCAAAUAAUCAUUAACUUAGAGUUUUAUGGCUGCAACACAUUCCAAAAAAGAUGGGACUGGUGGCAAAAAACACUGAGAAAGUUGAGGAAUGCUCAUCAAACACGUGUUUGGAACAUCCCACAGGUGAACAGGCGAAUUGGAAACAGGUGGGUGCCAAGAUUGGGUAGAAAAGGAGCUUCCCUGAAUUGUUCAGUCAUUCACAAGCAAAGAUGGGGCAAGGUUCACCUCUUUAAGAACAAGUGCGUGAGAAAAUAGUCCCAACAGUUUAAGGACAAUGUUCCUCAACGUACAAUUGCAAGGAAUUUAGGGAUUUCAUCAUCUACGGUCCUCAAAAGGUUCAGAGAAUCUGGAGAAAUCACUGCAUGUAAGCGGCGAGUUCGAAAACUGACAUUGAAUGCCCGUGACCUUUGAUCCCUCAGGCGGCACUGCAUCAAUAACCGACAUCAAUGUGUAAAGGUUAUCACCGCAUGGGCUCAGGAACAAAACCAAUGUCAGUCAAUACAGUUUUGCGCUACAUCCGUGAGUGCAACUUGAAACUCUACUAUGCAAAGCAAAAGCCAUUUAUCAACAACACCCAGAAACGCCGCCGGCUUCUCUGGGCCCGAGCUCAUCUAAGAUGGACUGACGCAAAGUGGAAAGUGUUCUGUGGUCCGACGAGUCCACAUUUCAAUUUGUUUUUGGAAAUUGUGGACGUCGUGUCCUCCGGGCCAAAGAGGAAAAGAACCAUCCGGACUGUUAUGGACGCAAAGUUCAAAAGUCUGCAUCUGUGAUGGUAUGGGGCUGUGUUAGCGCCAAUGGCAUGGGUAACUUACUGAUCUGUGAAGGCACCAUUAAUGCUGUUAUUUGUUUAACAGAACGUCUAAACUUCAUUGGAAUAGGGGUUGUAAAACAUAAUGGUGAUCAUGAAAAUAAUCACUUUGAUAACACGAAAGUGUUGCACAAUGAUUACUGUAAUUUAUCAUGUAUACUGUGCAUCCCCCCCGCUUUAAAAAUUGUCAAAAGUCAAUAGUGCGCAUUAUACAUAGGUAUAGAGGGGAAAAUGGAAAAAAACAUUUUAUAAAUGUAUGCCGCCAGCUAGAGGUUAUGUGAAAGGUGUACACUUUCAUUCUAAUAUGCCACCGCCACCUAGAGGUUAUGGGAAAAGGUGUAGACUACACUUUGAUUCCAAUAUGACAUGGGUAUGUCUGACUGCAUAAUAUGUACAGUUUUGCGCAUAAGUUUACAUGCCCUGGCAGAAUUUGUGAAAUAAUGUUGUUGUUGUUUUUUUUUUUUUUUAAUAUGACUGAUGACUGAACAACAACCAUCAUUAAUUUCUUUAUGGUUAUGUUUUGUUGAAUGAUAAUGCUUUACUGAAAUGCUUGACCGUUUAAUUUGAAUCCCAUUAAAAUAGAAUUGUUUCACCUGG
Phyllopteryx taeniolatus (common seadragon) is the source of this 4817-nucleotide messenger RNA. It is a transcript of the gene aars2, whose product is annotated as alanyl-tRNA synthetase 2, mitochondrial (putative). Gene Ontology annotation, biological process: alanyl-tRNA aminoacylation; tRNA modification. The transcript is spliced from 22 exons. Bases 76 to 3099 code for a protein of 1007 amino acids. Gene Ontology annotation, molecular function: alanine-tRNA ligase activity; amino acid binding; aminoacyl-tRNA deacylase activity. Gene Ontology annotation, cellular component: cytoplasm; mitochondrion. The record is from RefSeq and is a predicted model, not a curated record. NCBI's taxonomy places the organism in Eukaryota, Metazoa, Chordata, Actinopteri, Syngnathiformes, Syngnathidae.